ACCGGGCUGUGAAUCCAUUACCUAGCGAUCUCCCGGUACAGGGAACGGUAAGGGCAGAGUACCCUCCAUCCACUCAUAGUACAUACAUAUUCAUCAAUCUUUGCAGGGAAUCCUUUUGAUUAACAAGGCAUGGAAGACGAUGCUGAUUUAGCGCUGUUAACAUCCUUGUUGGAGGAAAAUGAAGCUGCAGAGGGAAGCAGUACUGAGUAUCCCAAUGCUUCUAGUGAUGAGUAUGAUGAUAUUUUUGAUGGGGAUGAGGAUGGAUCCUAUCAUGAAGGGGAUAAUCCAUCUGAAGAGCAGGAGGUUAAGGGGGUGCAAGAAGAUUUUGCAACCUUGUUUGGAGAUAUUCAUGACAUCGACGAGAAGCAUUCAGAAGAAAAUUUGCAUGAAAAUGAGAAGCAAUUGUCAUUCUCCACCCAAGAGAAAUCAAAGCAAGAGCUGGAAGAUGAGUUAAAGAAAAUGCAAGAGCAAAUGCAAAAGUUGCAGGAAAAGUUAAAACACACUGCACUUGCACAGUCACCAAGCUCUGUUGCUCCAAGAAAGUCACCAGUCAAUAAUAUGAAAUCAGUACCAAGAUCACAGAGCAACCACUUAAAAGAUAGAAAUAGUCGAAUUGUGCAGGAAUCCAGCACCUUUGGUGCCCAGCUUAACAGCCCACCGACACCUAAAACACAAUCACAGGACACUGUUAAAAGAAAACUGCAUGUCUCAGAAAAUAAAUCUCCUCCUGAGAAAAAAACACCCACAAUGCGUCAGCCUGAAAAACCACCUACUAGGCCAAGCACUGUGACCGGAACGCAUCAUCAAGGGGCUGCUGCAAAAUCCCCUGUUAGUCAACAAGUGUCUGUUGAGACAUUUUCUGGCCUCAGACUCAGGAGACCAAAGGUGUCAUCUGUAGAAAUGGAGCGUAAAAUGAAUGGACGAAAGCUGAUAAAACUAUCUCAGUUACAGAGCAAGAUCACUACAGAAAAACUUGAGGAUGUGGAUUGGGUUACAUUUGGUGUGAUAAUAAAGAAAAUUACACCGCAAAGUACAAAUAAUGGGAAAACAUUUAGCAUUUGGAGACUGAAUGACUUGAAAAGUCUAGAUUCGUAUGUUUCGCUCUUUUUAUUUGGUGAUGUCCAUAAAGAACACUGGAAAACAGAUCAGGGAACUGUUAUUGGCAUACUAAACGCUACUCUUAUGAAGCCAAAAGAGGGAUCAGAUGAGAUUUGUUUUUCUGUUGAUAAUCCUCAAAAGAUAUUACUGUUGGGUGAAGCAAUGGAUUUAGGAACCUGUAAGUCCCGCAAAAAGAAUGGCGAGCCUUGUACACAAAUGGUCAACCUGAACGACUGUGAGUACUGCCAGUAUCAUGUGCAAGCUCAGUACAAGAAGAUCAGUGCAAAGAGAGCAGACUUGCAAUCCAGUUAUUCAGGCCAUGUCCCCAAGAAAAAGGCUAAAGGUGGAAACAGCUUAAAAGAGCGCCUUUGUCACAGCGGUUUUCACUAUGGGGGCAUGUCUUCCAUGGCAUAUGGAGCUACAAUUGCAUCUGCUGCAGCUCCUAAAAAAACUGUGCAGACAACUCUUUCCAACAUGGUUGUUAAGGGUGCAGAGGCGAUUGCAUUACAAGCAAGGCAAAAAAUUGCUGCAGCUAAGCAAGCCGCUGUGCCAUGCUCUGACGCUUUUAAGGACUUAUUGAGUGCACCCACACCAGGAGCGCUCAAUCUGAAAAGGCAUUUAUCCAGCACACCAUCACAAGGCAACACAAAGCAAGGUUCAUCUUUUCAAUCUAUAUCUGCAUCUGCACUCCUGAAACAGCAAAAGCAGCAGUUGCUGGAGGCAAGGAAGAAGAAGGCUGAGGAGAUUCAGAAGAGGUUUCUUGAUAGUACCUCUAGUUCAGAGCUCUCAAGUACGGUGGCGUCUACUGGGCCAAAUUUGUUUCAGUCACCAAAACCAGCUGCAGAAUUCCCUAAUACACAGAAGGUUGCAACACCCAAGUUAGGUCGUGGUUUUUCACCUGGGGAAGAUGUUCUUUUCUUUGACACCUCAACUCCCUCGGUCCCCAGGUUAAGUGCUCCUGCUGACGCUAAAAAGCUUGCAGCUAUAAGGAAACUUCAAACGAAAGGACAGACUCUUAAGAAAGAUGACCCAAAUAGCCUGAAAAGACCACGUGCAAGUUCAACUGAUAUUGGGCAGGUGCUUCACAGAGUGGAAAACAACGUUGUGUCACCUGAAGCUCCAGAUGAGCAGGAGCCAGCCAUGAAGAGGCGCAGAGAGCAGCUAGCCUACCUACAGUCUGAAGAGUUCCAGAAGAUUUUGAAAGCCAAGUCUAAGCACACUGGAGUCAUAAAGGAGGCUGAAGCAGAGAUUCAAGAAAAAUACUUUGAGCCACUUGUAAAGAAAGAACAACUGGAAGAGAAGAUGAGAAGCACCCGGGAAGUAAAGUGCCGCGUAGUAACCUGUAAAACAUGUAAAUUCACACACUUCAGUCUUCUGGACACCUGUAUUAGCGAGAACCAUGACUUCCACUGGCAUGAUGGUGUGAAACGUUUCUUCAAAUGUUCCUGUGGUAACAGAACCAUUUCCCUGGACCGUCUGCCCACGAAGCACUGCAGCAAUUGUGGCCUAUUCAAAUGGGAACGUGAUGGCAUGCUUAAGGAAAAGCGUGGACCCAAAAUUGGAGGAGAAACUCUGCUGCCAAGAGGAGAAGAGCAUGGCAAAUUUAUUAACAGCCUUAAAUAAUGUUCCAGGACAACCUUAUUUCAUUUGAUAUGGAUUGUGGAAAUAUAAACUAUGCAUCAAACAUACUGACCCUGUCAAACCAUGCCUUAUAUCUUUCACUAAAGUUUGGGCUGGACACACACAAUGAUGCUUCUGUUAACUCUGUUUCCGGUUAUGAUAGGUCAUAUUGCACAACAGUAACAAUAUCUGGCUUUCUUUUAACCCCUUCAUUACAAAUGAUGUACAAAGGCAAUCAGAACAAAAUGGGAUUGGUGUAACUGUGUCAUGAUUGGUUAAGUAAUGUAAACGUUAACAUUUAUUUUCUGUUCGUUCAGACCAUUUUCUGAUGCUGCACAGACUUAAUUGUCAAUUUAUUUAAUCUUUUACUUAAAUGUAGGGUGCCUGUUCCUGUUCGUAAAUGUGUAUUGAUGUUGCAGGCAAUCUUGGAAUAAGUAGCUCUAUCUUUCAAAAAUCUGUAAAAGUUGGACAUACCUCCCCCAAUUCUCAAUUUCUUUCAUUUUCUCUCAAAGGUUUUAUCGGUAUAUAAUUUUUGGCGGUGGGCAAUGUUGUAUGCGUCCACAUUUGUGUUAUGCAUGUGUGGUACUUCUAGUGGUUUCAGCUGCAGUCCAGUUUUUGUAGUACAAAGUCUCUAUGGUGGCUGUUCUGAGUCUAGCAUGUAACACCAGCCUCCAUAUUGAAUGCUGGAACUACCAUGUUUAUGGGUAACAGUUUGUUUAGCAUAAACAUAAUUUCCCACAAUUCAAAUGAGCUGCUAUUAUGUUGACACAAGCUCUGGAAGUCACAGAACAAUAGUUUGUUUGAUUAAAAGGCAAGGCAUUUUAAUAUUUUAAAAGAAGCUUUGUAAAUAUGUAUAUGUUUCUUUCCUAUUAAGGAUAUUUUAAAUAUUUUAUAUGUUUCACGGACUACAAAUGCAUGUAGGAAAUUGUAUAUUAGUGU
This is a messenger RNA of Pelobates fuscus (common spadefoot toad), 3657 nucleotides long. RefSeq names its product minichromosome maintenance 10 replication initiation factor (gene MCM10). NCBI's taxonomy places the organism in Eukaryota, Metazoa, Chordata, Amphibia, Anura, Pelobatidae. Gene Ontology annotation, cellular component: nucleus; nuclear replication fork. The coding region runs from base 130 to 2721 and encodes 863 amino acids. The transcript has 20 exons. Gene Ontology annotation, molecular function: DNA replication origin binding; single-stranded DNA binding. The record is from RefSeq and is a predicted model, not a curated record. Gene Ontology annotation, biological process: DNA replication; DNA replication initiation.